AUGCAGCCCAGGACAGCAAUCAAACUGACCCCGACGAGGUGUUCCCGAACUCCCCGAACCGAUAGAAAAAAGAAGAAAAAGAAACCUCACCUACGAGCUCUCCCCAACCUCCCGAUUCUAACGCGCCGUCGGCCCCCUCCGCCCUCCCUACCCCCAACCGCACGCGGCGCCCCCACCCUGCUCCCAAUCGCCGCCGCCGUCCCUAACCACCGGCGACGCCCCGGAUGCGCCGCCACCACGCGCCGGCCAGCUCCACGCCAGACCGCGCCGCGCGCCCUCCGCCCCAACCACCUCUGUCGCCUCCACACCCCCGCCACACUGUUCCCGAGCACCGCCCCCUGCCGCCAGGCCCCUGCUCCCGAGCGCCACCGCCCGCCGACGGGACACUACUCUGGAGCGUCGCCCAGGGCCCGCGCCCCCAUCCCCUACUCUCACCAGCCCCCCGAGCUUUGCCGCCCAGGCAACAACGCUGCCCCAGAGCGAUGCCCAGGGCCCCGCACCGCUGACAGCCGUCGCCCCUGGAUCUCCUCUGCCACGACGCGCCAGUACACCCCCCGCCUCCUCUCCCAACCUUCGCCGGGGCCGCUUCCUCUACCAAUCGCCGCCGUGGUCCCUGUCUACCUCAACCUCAGCUUCUCCUCAGGCUCCCGUGCUUCCAUCCCCACCCCGAAAGGUUUCACCUCCGAUCAGUGCUCCAUGCUCCCCACCGGCGCACCCCGUCGCCGUCCAUCGAGCCACCUGGCCACCACUUGCAGAAGGAGGAGUCCUCGGCCUGCAGCUAGAGGAGGUCUCGACCUGCAUCUACAGAUGGAUGGCAGCGGGAGGUUACUCCUUCAGGCUGUAUUCGACAGAGGACGUCAAUGAAUGAAUGGUUUCUGAAGAUUUCCAACUUGAAGGGCUCACCUUUUAUACACAUGAAUGCACGGUGCAUAUGCCACGCUUUAUUAUGCUGUGGAUACUUGUCUUACCCAACCUCUGGAUAACAUGCAGCGGCAGUAUUCAGAAAUAUAUUUGAUAACCAAUGGAAUAUUUCUGCUCUCUAAUGGCUCGUUGUUUGGCUUUGGUUUUGUCAACAGUGGUGUAUCGGAGAGCCCAUCCUACCUUCUUGCAGUGGUCUACCUGGUCACCACAAUCGGCUUUGGUUUUGUCAACAGUGGUGUAUCAGAGAGCCCAUCCUGAUGAUGCUGCCAGGCAGAGGCUCCCUCACCACCGCGCAGACUCCUACCGGUGCAGCUUCACUGCCGCACCAUGGCGUUCAUCGACGCCUCCUCCGGCCGUUCAAGUACGCGGCCCGUGGAGGUUCACAACUACAGGGCCCCCGAAAUCCCACUCCUGCCAUGCUCAGAUGAGGAAGGUUUCGGCCUCGUACUUCUGAUUUCAUACACUCUGUCAUUUUUCACCCAUUUUAUUUCAACAAAGAUGGUUGUUUUAUGCUUGCCCUGCAAUGCUACUACAAAUCUGCAGGCCAAAAAACUAACUUCACCAAAAACAAGAAAAAAGAUGAGCACAGACGCCCGUCGAUGUCCGCUGUGUUAUCCUACUGAUGAAGUAAUUCAAGGAGCAGGUGGUUUCGUUCGCCUGAAGCACCAACAUAAAAAAAUCAAUUUUGGUUCUCUGUAGUUAUUUCCCCAAGCUCAAGGGAGCACCAACCAUCCAAAAAAUGUGUUCUUGUACCUUUUCUCAUUCAGAGUGUGGUGAGGAAUGAGAGAUACAACAUGUCUUUUUUAUACAAAAGUAUGCCUUUUUCUUCUUCGAUUGUUUAUGUAUUUGGCUCACGAAAAAAUUGACUUGACAUCCGUGGAGAGAAUUCGAGAAGUUUCUUCUA
Messenger RNA from Aegilops tauschii subsp. strangulata, 1825 nucleotides. Lineage: Eukaryota; Viridiplantae; Streptophyta; Magnoliopsida; Poales; Poaceae. The record is from RefSeq and is a predicted model, not a curated record.